Molecule: messenger RNA, 1677 nt
Organism: Chaetomium fimeti
Lineage: Eukaryota; Fungi; Ascomycota; Sordariomycetes; Sordariales; Chaetomiaceae
Product: BUD22-domain-containing protein
Exons: 6
Coding region: 1-1677 (558 amino acids)
Biological process (GO): maturation of SSU-rRNA
Cellular component (GO): 90S preribosome; nucleus
Source: RefSeq, a predicted model, not a curated record
AUGCCCAAACGCAAACGCGACGACGUCUCCCUCGAAGCGCUCUUCACGCGCCACCGCACCGACCUCUUCCAAGCGCUGCGCGCCGCCAAGGGCUUCGAGCGACAGCGGCAAUCCAAACGACUGGCGGACCGCAAGGCCCCGGCCGACAAGCGGGCGCGCAUCGAGAACGAGAUCGUCGUGCUCAAGUCGCUCGACCUGCAGCAGACCGCCCACGCCCACCUGUGCUCGUCGCUGCUGCGCGUCAAGGCCGUUGCCGAUGUUUCCGAGCGCUUGCCUGCCGAGGUGCGAGGGUGGUGGAGAAGGCUGUUGAGGCGGGGGCGGGUGAGGAAGGGGAAGGGAGGGGGAGAGAAGGAGGAUGGGUUGGAUAGCGAGGUGGGGAAGGGGAAAACGAGAGCUGGUCUGAAGACGGACGAGGAGAAGGAUGGAAGAAAGGAAGCCAGGCCAGGGAAAAAAGAAAGGGAUAACGACAGGGAGAAGAUUGACCAGGGGGGCCAAAGCGACGGCAGUGACGCAGAUGAGGAGGAAGAAGAAAAGAGUAUCUCUCAACUGGACAAGCUGUUGGGUUUGGAUUCCGACGAGGAGAGCGAGGAUGACAGCGAGGAAGUGCUCGUGAAGGGGCGGACGAAAAAACCGUCAACCAUGGAGCUGGACCCGAUGGAGAUCACAACCGACGAGGAAGGUGGAGACGACCAAGAUCUGGACCCUAUGGAACUCACCUCUGAUGAGGAAGAGGGGAGCAGCAGCGAGGAGGAAUUCAAUGGUUUCAGCGAUGACGAGGAAGGCCAGCAGAGCUCGGCCAGCGACGAUGAGGCCGAGUCAGAUGCCGAGAGCUCUGCCUCGUCCGUAUCUCCGCCGGUAAAGAAAGCCAAGAAGGCAAAGGGCCCGCUCAAACCAACAGAUUCCACCUUCCUACCCAGUCUCAUGGGCGGCUACAUCUCCGGCUCAGAGUCAGCAUCCGACAUCGAUGUAGCUCCGGAACGCAGAAACCGUCGAGGGCAGCGCGCAAGACAGGCCAUCUGGGAGAAGAAGUUCGGCGAGAAAGCAAAGCAUCUGCAAGAGCCCGCCAAGGGCCGCGACUCGGGUUGGGACGCCAAGCGUGGUGCCGUCGACGGAAACUCGAAGCCAUGGAAACGUGGUAUCCGCAACCCCCUACUAGAUAAGGCGAGAGCCUCGGGGGCAAACGAAACGGAGUUAGGUCCUCCGAAGAAGGAGCCAGCUCCGAGGAAGCGGGACGACUCGGGUUCUCUCCACCCGAGUUGGGAGGCGAGACGAUUGGCCAAGGCAAAGGAGCAGAUGAGACUUCCUAGCCAGCCAGCCCUUACCCCCCACCCCCUCAUCAUCGCCGUCACUGCCAGCAUCAGCGUCGGAGCCAGAGAACAAGCUCCCCAUCCUCCCUCCACCACCACCGCUGUUGCUGCUGCCGCCAGGGCGGCGGAUGGGGCGCGGCUGGGGAGGUGGGCGCUGAGAAUCUCGUCGAAUGAUCGAUGGGAGCCGAUCGCGGUGUCUGAGUCCGAGCUUGAAGAUUCCGAAUCGGAGUCGGACGACAGUUCGGUGGAUGAUUCGGUUGCCAAGGAGGAUUUCGAAUCUGAGUCUGAGUCCAGUUCUGAAUCUUCGUUGGAGACGAACAACCGGGACUUGAGACGCUGGCGCUCUCGCCACGAAGACAAGGCAGAUUGA